Lipotes vexillifer (Yangtze River dolphin) is the source of this 2456-nucleotide messenger RNA. Its product is annotated as SLIT-ROBO Rho GTPase-activating protein 1-like. The transcript has 7 exons. The record is from RefSeq and is a predicted model, not a curated record. Gene Ontology annotation, biological process: signal transduction. The coding region runs from base 79 to 1446 and encodes 455 amino acids. NCBI's taxonomy places the organism in Eukaryota, Metazoa, Chordata, Mammalia, Artiodactyla, Lipotidae. Gene Ontology annotation, molecular function: protein binding.
GGAAUAGAUAAUCUCUAUGAGAGGGCGCUUCACAUCCGCAAACUCCUCCUGACCUUGCCCAGGUCGGUCCUUAUAGUGAUGAGGUACCUCUUUGCCUUCCUCAAUCAUCUUUCACAGUACAGUGAUGAGAACAUGAUGGACCCUUAUAACCUGGCCAUUUGCUUUGGACCCACGUUGAUGCCCGUCCCAGAAAUACAGGAUCAAGUGUCCUGCCAGGCUCAUGUGAAUGAGAUUGUCAAAACCAUCAUCAUCCACCACGAGACUAUUUUCCCAGAUGCUAAAGAGCUGGAUGGCCCUGUUUAUGAGAAAUGUAUGGCUGGAGAUGACUAUUGCGACAGCCCAUACAGUGAGCACGGUACAUUGGAGGAAGUGGAUCAGGACGCUGGUACAGAGCCCCACACCAGUGAAGACGAAAAUGAACCAAUAGAAGCAAUAGCCAAGUUUGACUAUGUUGGGCGGUCUGCCAGAGAACUGUCCUUCAAGAAGGGCGCUUCCCUGCUGCUGUAUCACCGCGCAUCCGAGGACUGGUGGGAAGGCAGACACAACGGGAUCGACGGGCUUGUGCCCCACCAGUACAUAGUGGUGCAGGACAUGGAUGAUACAUUUUCAGACACUCUGAGCCAAAAAGCCGACAGUGAGGCCAGCAGUGGGCCAGUGACUGAAGACAAGUCUUCAUCCAAGGACAUGAACUCCCCAACAGACCGUCAUCCUGAUGGCUAUUUAGCCAGGCAAAGAAAAAGAGGAGAGCCACCCCCUCCAGUAAGGCGUCCUGGCAGGACCAGUGAUGGCCAUUGCCCUCUCCAUCCCCCACAUGGUCUUUCCAACUCCUCAAUUGACCUGGGGUCCCCAAGCCUGGGCAGUCACCCCCGGGGCCUGCUACAGAACCGUGGCCUCAAAAGUGACAGUCCCGAGAGGAGGCGUCGGCCGGGUCACGGCAGCUUGACCAACAUCAGCCGCCAUGACUCCCUCAAGAAGAUUGACAGCCCUCCUAUUAGAAGGUCCACAUCAUCAGGGCAAUACACAGGCUUCAACGACCACAAGCCACUGGACCCAGAGACAAUCGCUCAGGAUAUUGAAGAGACGAUGAACACUGCUUUGAAUGAACUCCGAGAACUGGAGAGACAGAGUACAGCAAAACACGCCCCUGAUGUGGUGCUGGAUACCUUAGAACAAGUGAAAAACUCUCCCACCCCUGCCACGUCCACGGAAUCUCUCAGCCCUUUGCACAACGUUGCCCUCAGGAGCUCGGAGCCUCAGAUUCGACGUAGCACUAGCUCCUCCAGUGACACAAUGAGUACUUUCAAGCCUAUGGUGGCGCCCAGAAUGGGCGUGCAGCUGAAGCCCCCAGCCCUUCGGCCGAAACCUGCUGUUCUUCCAAAAACAAACCCUACCGUAGGGCCCACCCCACCUUCCCAGGGGCCAGCAGACAAGUCUUGCACAAUGUAAAAACCAACUGAGCGAGCAUACGGGGAGGUGAUUAGAAAGAGAAAACGGAUUAGUGACAAAAGUCAACAAUCCUUAACUUUCCUUAGUCAUGUGCUUAUAACUGGAGACCCUUUGGCUUUUCUGUGUUCUCGAAUGUAAUAUCUGAGACUAGCUAAAUUAACACGGGCAUUUGUAUUUUGUAAUUUCAUCCUUUUUUUUAAUAACUGGACAUAUCCUGUGUCAUUUUAAAGACAAUAGAAACACUUAGACUUACUUGAAAAUCCAAUGCUGCACCAUUUGUAAUGAAGGCAACACCACUCUGCCCUGCACGUUGCUCAGUGCUUCAGGCUUCGUGUAGCCUGGAUGAGUCAGAAGCGUCUGAAUCCAAAGGCAGGAGGAUCUGAGUUCCAGGCCUUGGAAUGUAACCAGUGUUGGUCUCUGGCACUUGGGGUAAGGCUAAAAGGUGACAAUGGCAUUGUUUGGUAGCUGACAGUGAGUACCUCUUAUUCCAUGCAGUGGGGCAGGGGGCUGGCUCUUGCUACAGACUUGCUGUUGUCACAGUGGGGUGUUCCCAGCGCGAGCUGCAGCCCACCGGCUGACUUUCGUUAACAGUCGUUUCCCUGGGUCCAGGUGAAAGUCUCAGCAGGAGCGGGUAGAACCUCUGCGGUUACUGCUUGAACUGAACCUGGGAAGGGACAGUCCUCCAGAGCUAUUGCUGUGAGUCUUUCCCCAAGCCUGAUCAGGCCCCGGAGGGUUUCCAAGUCCAUCCCCUACAUUCACUGCAGACUAGAACAGUCUAACUUUAAAGACUUUCUGGUUACACUACUCCAUGAACCCCUUCAGAGGUCUGUUGUUGCCUAGAAAACAACUUCUAGCUCCCCUAAGCCCCCGUGUCUUCCUCUGUGGCAACGGAGAAAGCAGACAGCGCACAAGUCCUUGGUUCGCCGGCCUUCCCUUCCCCUGACAAGAUGACCUGGGUUCCUUUAAACGUGCUACAGAGGCCUGAUGAUGCUAAAUUUGAAUCCCCAGCU